AUGGAUGAAGAAGUUCAAGCCCUGCUAAACAAUCGCACCUGGAUAUUGGUUCGUCGCCCCACCAACACCAACAUUAUAGGUUCCAAAUGGGUGUUUCGAAUCAAAUAUUUGCCCGAUGGAUCUAUCGAGCAUCUCAAAGCCCGUCUUGUUGCCAAGGGCUACACGCAAGUACCUGGUCUUAACUACACUAAUUCUUUUAGCUCUGUCAUCAAGGCUACCACAGUCCAUGUUGUACUCUCUCUUGCUGUGACCAACAAAUGGCCUUUUCGACAACUUGAUGUUAAAAAUACGUUCCUAAAUGACUAUCUUACUAAACAUGUUUAUAUGGAGCAACCUCCUAGCCGUGCAGACACGUCACUAUUCAUUUAUCAUAAGCACUCUGACAUAAUCUAUUUGCUUCUCUAUGUUGAUGACAUGAUUAUUACAUGCAACAACUCAUCUCUCCUUGCUAGCUUUACUUGGAAACUCAAUUAUAAGUUUGCCACCAAAGACUUGGGUCCUCCCAGCUCCUUUUUUGGUCUCGAGUCUACAACCACCUCUGAUGGCCUCUUCAUCAAUCAAUUGAAAUAUACACGAGACAUUCUCACACGUGCCCAACUACUUGACAGCAAACCUAUUCAUAUCCCCAUGAUAGUAUCCCAGACCCUAUCUGCUGAUGGUCUUUUGUUCUCGAAUCCUACACUUUACAGAUCUCUUGUUGGUGCUCUCCAAUAUUUGAUCAUCACCCUUCCAGAUAUUGCUCAUGUCGUCAACUCUAUCAAUCAAUUUCUCCACUCUCCGAUUGAAGACUACUUUCUUGCUGUCAAAUGCAUUCUUCUCUAUGUUAAAGGCAUGCUGCAUUUUGGGCUCAUUUUUCGCCCAUCCGCUGCUCCUAGUACUUUAGUUGCUUACUUUGAUGCAGAUUGGGCAGACUGUCCCGAUACUCACCGUUCUACCUCUGGUUACUAUAUUUAUUUUGGCGGUAAAUUGGUUUCUUGGAGUGCCAAGAAGGAACCUACCGUUUCUCGCUCCAGUUGUGAAUCUGAGUAUCGUGCUUUAGCUCUCACUACUGCUGAACUUCUUUAG
This is a messenger RNA of Olea europaea var. sylvestris, 1065 nucleotides long. RefSeq lists its product as uncharacterized. NCBI's taxonomy places the organism in Eukaryota, Viridiplantae, Streptophyta, Magnoliopsida, Lamiales, Oleaceae. The transcript has 2 exons. The record is from RefSeq and is a predicted model, not a curated record. Bases 1 to 1065 code for a protein of 354 amino acids.